Messenger RNA from Trichomonas vaginalis G3, 2424 nucleotides. Its product is annotated as suppressor of RPS4-RLD 1 family. The record is from RefSeq and is a predicted model, not a curated record. Gene Ontology annotation, molecular function: protein binding. The transcript has a single exon. Gene Ontology annotation, biological process: negative regulation of DNA-templated transcription. NCBI's taxonomy places the organism in Eukaryota, Parabasalia, Trichomonadida, Trichomonadidae. Bases 1 to 2424 code for a protein of 807 amino acids.
AUGAUCGGUGGGAACCAGAGAAUGGAGGGAGAUGUUUUCUCAGUGCAUGAUAUAUUAAAUGAUAUUGAAGCCGGAUCUGCGGUUAGCACUCUAGCAACCAUCAAAUCGGAAAUAGAUAGACAAAUUUCAUCAGCAGCAAUAUCAACACUGUGGUUAGAAAAAGGUAUAGUAAAUCUCUCUUUAGAAUUAGUAAAACAGGCAAUUAAUGAUUGCAGGCGUUCACUUGAACAUGAUCCUGAUAACAUUCUCGCAUACUUUGUGCUAGGAGUUUCGUAUUUGUGGAAAGGUGACGAAGAAACAGCUAUGAAAGAAUGGCAAGAGGGAUUAACUAAAUCAGGAGUUAUUCUUACGCAUCUUGUUGUAUCAGAAAUCGUAAAAAAUUGCACUGUCAGAGAAUAUAUCAAAUCUAUCAGAUUCAAUGUUAAAUCUUUAUUCGAAUUUCAUGAUAAUUUCAGUCCAGAAAUCAUUUGUACACCGUUUGGAAUCGAUCUUGCCGUGAAAUUUAUUAAGGAAAAAAAUUAUCCGAUGGCUAUCACGUAUCUUAACAUAAUUUUGAGCUCAAACGCAUCGAAUCAAGACGCUAUAAAGUACAGAGGCAUAGCUUACUGCCUUUCAAAGCAAUAUUCCCUUGCAAUUCAAGAUUUAUCAACAGCAUUAGCAAUGAACGAAACAGAUGAGAUACUUCGAUAUAGAGCAAAUGCAUAUGCGAUGUCGAAAAAUUACUUUUUAGCAAUCCAAGAUUUAUCCUACGUAAUACAAUAUAAUUCUACAGAUUAUGAGUCGAUUGCUACACGUGCAACCCUUCAAAUGUGGCGUGGGUACUUCACUGCAGCACUUACUGACUUCAAAUUGAUUCCACAACAAGAAUAUAAUUCAUUUACUUGGUUAUCAUACGCAGAAGCACUUUUUGCAGUCGGGAAAGUCAAAUUGGCCUCCGAAUACAUCAAAUAUGUUGAAAAAACGAACAAUAAACGAGCUUUUCUCGAAUAUUUAAUUUGUAGACAGAAAGGUGACUUAAAUGGAGCUAUAAACGCUAUGCUGCAGAUAACAGUGUCUACUGCUAAUGCUAGAAUACUCCAAAUCACAGCCGGUUUGUUCUUCGCAAAUGGAGAUUUGAAAAGUGCCAUCGGAGCAUACAAAGUAGCCCUUAAAUUUGUUUCCAAUCCUAUUGAAUAUCUUCGUAGCCAAGCAAUCUGCUUCUUUUGUGCCAUGAAUUUCGAAAAAGCCUUAGAAACAUGCGAAAUUAUUACGAAACGUCUGAAUGAGAAUCAAAUCAACGUUGAUUUAUGCACUGAUGAUAAUGAGAACCCCAUUGAUACCCCUCUCAUUAAGUUUAUUUCAAGAAAUGACCCACAAAAAAUUAAUGAACUCGCAGAACAGACAGUUAGCUGGAUUAGAGCCAUAAUAUAUCACGUGAAGGACUCGAUAGAGUCAAUUACGCCAACAUCUUUGAUCCACGCUCCUAAUUCUCUUUCAGAAAAUAUUAAAUUUGAAACUAACCGCAUGGAAGCACUCAAACAGAUUGCAGAAGAAGCGGACAAAAUCGGAAAGAACGUUUUUGGCCUCCCGCGAGACAGAUUGCCCGCAAAACGUCUAAUUCGCGCGAUGGGGCUUUCAGCCCUUUAUCUUGGCGCCUCAUUACGACGUGAAAUCACAUCUGCCUCGAAGUGUUCCUGGAAGGAUCCAUUCGAUGUAGUCCUUGCCAUUCUAAAUUUGGCAGAUCCGAAUAAUCUUUCAACAUGGUGCGACUGUUUAGUGAUAUUGGGCCAUGCGUUCAAUGCUCCCAAGUACGAAGUACACCGCGGCGAAUGGCUGAACCCGAGACUCAAAGACCGUUUCCAAGAUAUCAUGAAAAAGUUCAAAACCAAAUACGGUUUCAAGCUUUCCAAAGAAGGAGACAACAUUGUGGGCUUUGACCAACCGUACUACGUAGUGGAAGGAACAAUUCCUGAACACGACAACAUACCAAAGCCUUCAAUUAUUUUGGAACCAAAGGUUUUCGGUUUUGACAUUUAUUUGACACCAAAAAGUGACACACAAAGUGCCUGGCAAACCGCCGUUGUAUUUGAUGAGUGUUGGAAGAAGUUAAUAAACGGAGAUAACCCAAUGAAUGCACUUUCCAAGAUGAUUCUGUUGAUUUGGCUGACAAAUCAAUUCACUUUUUACCAGAAUGAGAUUGGCCACAUUCUUUUGCACGCGUACUGCAUUGCAGCACAGGGAAAGUACUGCGACCCAUUCGGAAAUGACAACAAGGAGCCGUUCGUUGACAUGCUUGUGGAGCCGGCAUUUCCGCAAUUCUUUGAAAGAGUUAAAUUCGUGUACAACUCAUUUGCAAGAGGAGAUAAAAGUGUUCAGAUGAGUACAAUCAGCUUUUUCGACUCGGAAAUAAGUGUUGGAGACUUAUUGACAAUGCUCAGCUUAUAG